This is a messenger RNA of Planococcus citri (citrus mealybug), 7556 nucleotides long. RefSeq lists its product as uncharacterized. Lineage: Eukaryota; Metazoa; Arthropoda; Insecta; Hemiptera; Pseudococcidae. Gene Ontology annotation, molecular function: 3',5'-cyclic-AMP phosphodiesterase activity. The coding region runs from base 1240 to 3831 and encodes 863 amino acids. The record is from RefSeq and is a predicted model, not a curated record. The transcript has 13 exons.
AGUUAGGUACAUACAUAAACAAACCUUUACCUUUCGAAAACAUUAUUUUCAUUUUAUCACAUCAGUGCCGAAAUUACCGACCGAUGAUAAAAAAUAAUACAUAGUAACAUCGUAUGGUUCUCGCUCUCGCUCAAUUCUCGUCUCGUUUGUACGUAUUACUAUGACUAUAACAUAUCUACGCGUAGUAUCUAAUCUAUUUCUAUAAAUUGAACGAUGUCGAACGACUUACUGUUGGUAUUUUUUGUUAAUAUACCUACGUACAAUUCUUACAUACGGUACCUAAUUCGCUAGUUUGUUAACUUUACCGCCGUAGCCGUAGCCGUACACUUAAUUUGUUGUUAUUGAACAGUACGAGCUAGUAGAAUAAGUUUGCAAGUUUUGCGAAAAUGCAUAUAUCGCGCAUUCGAGUACUUAACUAUGUACGUCUACGACUCUACGUGUAUGUGUAGACGAGUGCGAGUGCGUUAUCGUUAUCGUUAUCGUUAUCGAGUGUAUUUCGGUUUCAAUGUGCAGGGUAUUCUGCAGAUCAGGAAUGGAGGACGGUUGCUAACAAAAAUUUACUCAUCGGCUACGAUACUGGGCUAGUCACUAUAUACCUAAUUAUGCCAAUGGCCAUAUUAUGCGAGCGCGCGGAAAUGUUUUGCCAAGAAUCUCGAAUUUGCGCGAAUGGGGUCAGCAUCUGCAUCUGCAUCUGCAUCGGCAUCGGCGGCGACGUAUUAUUUUGACUGCGAUUACGACGAGUAACUUUCCAUCGAACUCAGCCUACGUAGCCUAAAAAUGCGAAAAAGAAGAUUUCAUUACUAACGGUUAACACCUGUCACACGAAAGGCUAGAGGAACGCCGCGCCGCGCCGCGCCGUAUCGAAUCGAUUGUAAAUUUUCGCUUCAAUAUAUUAUGUACUUACGAUGUCGCGUCGCGUCGGUGAUUCGUUUCAAAAUUUCCGUCCAUAAAGUUGUCAUCACCUACCUACCUAUAUACACAUAAUAUACACCUACUUACUAAAUCGCUUGUCGGCGGACAGAUGAAUUUGUUGUGUGGAGCCCUGAGCCCUGAGCCCUGAGCCCUGAGCAGUGAGCAGUGAGCAGACUCGGCGUCGGCGAAACGAGUGUCCUUUUCUUUGCAUUGAAAUCAGUCAGUCAACCGAUAUCCGAUAUCCGAUAUUAGGAUGAAUGCAGCGCCAGUGUUGCAGCGGUAAUUGCGGUACCGGAGGACAUUUCCAGUGCGGAAGCGCAGAGACUGAUGCAAGAAAGCGAUACAAUCGACACCGGCUGCAGAAUAACGCACGCGCAAAUUCAAGACGAACCGUGCGAAGUAACGACCACAGUAUUCGCAGUUCCGGCGUACCAUCAUCAUCAUCAUCAUCAUCAUCAUCAUCAUCAUCGGCAUCACAAACGUUUCGAAUGCAAGCAACUCACCGAAUCUGAGCUCAUAUUGAUAAAUACGAUGGAAAUUCACGCUCGAAAUGGCGUUUUGACUGGCCGUUUUUUGACCAUGCACAAAAGACGUCGUAAAAAACUCACCACGCGUUCGUUAUCACCUGAUAUGGCUCCCGCCCUGCUAGACGACGUUCAUCACGGAGUCGUUAAGUGUAUGCUACGACGAGCUGGACAGUGGCCGUUUAACGCUUUUACUUUGGAUGUAGCAACUGGCGGACGUUCUCUUCCGGUGCUUUGUGUUCAUUUGUUUCAUUGGUACGGACUGUUGGAUUUUUUCAAGCUCGAAGUCGUCGACGUUUGGAAACUAUUUACUCUUAUCGAAGAAGGUUACCACAGCACGAAUCCAUAUCAUAAUUCUAUUCACGCUACCGAUGUUACGCAAGCCAUGCAUUGUUUUCUACAAGAAGAAAAGAUCAAAAGACAUAUAACGCCUUUGGAGGUGAUGGCUUCGUUGAUUGCCGCAGUUUCCCACGAUUUAGACCAUCCUGGCGUAAAUCAGCCCUUUUUAAUCGCCACCUCGAAUCAUUUAGCAGCUUUGUAUCAGAAUACUUCCGUAUUGGAAAAUCAUCAUUGGCGUUCGGCUGUUGGUUGUUUGUUGGAAAGUCACGUUGCCGAUCGGUUGCGAAACGCGAUGCCCGAAUUGGAGAGACAGAUCAGUUCGUUGAUUUUGGCCACUGACAUUACUCGUCAGCAAGAGUUUCUCACUAAAUUCAAGCGAUACUUGAACCAGAAUUCUUUGCAAAUGGAAAAAGAAGAGGAUCGUCAUUUUAUUUUGCAAAUAGCGUUGAAAUGCGCGGAUAUAUCGAAUCCGUGUCGUCCGUGGGAGAUCAGUAGGAAAUGGAGUCAGAAGGUUUGCGAAGAGUUUUUCCGGCAAGGCGACUACGAGCAACAGUUGGGAUUACCAUUGACCGCUCUUUGCGACCGCAGCAGCUCUUCCGUUCCUAAAAUACAAUCAGGGUUUUUCAAGUUUGUGGUUAUUCCGUUGUUCGACGAAUGGCAUCGUUUUCUCGGCACCCGCUUGUCCACCAAUAUGAUGUCGCAUUUGAAAACGAAUCACAACAAGUGGGAGAUGCUGUUGCAGCAGGAAUUGGCCGAGGAGACGCGCACCGAAAUAUCGGACGCGGACGACGCGACCAACGACGAAUGCGUGGUCGACGACGACGGCGGCGGCGGUGGCGUCGGUGGCGCGGGAAGCGGCAGCGCGUUCGCCGACGACGUCGACGAUCAGCAGCAGCCGGACGCGAGACGGUGUUCGCUGCCGUCCGUCAUGCUGGAGAUGGUCGACCGUACCGGCAGAAGGCAUUCGGUUCCGCUGAACCUGUCCAGGGACUUUGCGGCGACGGGGGCGGCGCCAGGUACGUCGUCGUCGGGCAUGGGCAUGGGCAUGGGCAUGGGUUCGGCAGGUCGUCGCGAGAGUUUGCCGGCCGGCGUUUUGGAGCCGCGCCACAAGCUGGUUUUGGAUCCGAUACCGCAUCUGGAGGAGGAGGACGAAGAGUUGGACAUGUCGUUCAGGUCGUCGUGCAGCGGCAGCCUGCAAAAGUCGAGCGACUGCGGCAGCGUGGAGGAGCGGCCGGUUAGCGCCGAAAGUCUGCUGCCCGAGCCCAGCAUAGCGACCAUAACCACCUCGCUGGAGGCGACCCGUCUGUCCAACGUUCUGCACGGCAGCACCAUGCUGGCGCCGCCCGUCAACAAGAUACUCACCCGCCAGCAAACCUUUCCGCCUAUACAGACGUUCGUGCGAACGCGCUACCUGUCGACGGCCGGCGAAAUCGUCGCCCAAACCAGCGCCAGCAACUCCUCCUCCACCAAUUCCAGCCGAAACGAACUCAGCAGCAGCGGCGCUGGCGGCGGCGGCGGCGGCGUCGGCGGCGCCGUACGAACCGGCUCCUCCAGCAGCGAAACCGGCAGCGACAACUUCAACAACGCGAAGCGCGACUCUUCUUCGUCCGAAGGCGAUCGCCACAGCGCCGGCACCGGCACCCACUCCAGUUACAAUAAAAUGGCCAAAUUCAGCGAGAAAGAAAACGUUAAUCCGCGAAAAGAUCACCGGGUGGGCACAUCCGUACAUCACGGAAGCUUACAAGAGCUAUUGUUGUCGAGAAGAGGAUCCGCUUCGGCGGCGCAAGAAAGCGUGUCGCCUCCGCGAGAUCGCGAAAAAGCCAUUCCACGGCGUGGCUCGGUUCCGAUGGAAAUUUCCCGACCAGAUUUAUUAGAAAUGCCGAGACGUCGAAGCUCCGAUAGCGGUAAAGGUAGCAGACGUUCUAGUCGAAAUCGCAAAUCACUGAAAAGACGUAGUUCGGGUGGACCGGAUAUUUUGUUACCGCGUGAAAAAUUAAAUACUCCGCGACGUGGAUCACUGCCUUGCGACGUGCUGCCAACGCAUAUUAAAAAAUGAGAAACGCCGGUGUUCGUUACAAUUUUUUUUCGUAUGCAUCGCAAUCAAGUUGAUAGCUAAAGUGCUGUGACAAGUUCUUCCACUAAAUUAAUAUCUAAUGUAUAAAACUAUCGUAACGUUACUUAGGCUACACACUCGUCGUAAUCGUACGUAUACAAAUCAUUUUACUUACCUACCAACCCACCAAUCAAUCAAUCGAACAUCGUGGUAGGCAUUCGUCGUAGUGGUGUGUGGUGUGUGGUGUGUGGUGUAUGGUGUGGCAUGGUAGGUAAUGCGGAUAUGCGAUGGGAUUUGGAAACCGACGCGACGCGACGACGCGACGUGGCACGGUUCAGGCUCCAUUUUGCAGACUGCCGAUCCCGAUCAAAUGAUCACUUAAAGUACGAUCGUAUAUAAGUUAUUAUUUACGUGUGUAUUACGCAGCAAUAAGUACGUACUUCGUACAUUUCACGACGCGACGCCGACGUGGACGUGGACGUGGACGUGGACGUGGACGUGGACGUGGACGUACCUAACUACCUACUCGUCGUUAUACUUAUUGACAAGCUGGAAGGUGCAGUGCAGUGCAGCAUGCGUUUGUCUAUAAUACUCGUAUGUAUGUAUAGCCUACUUACUUUGUAGCGUGUACUGUGUAGCAAUAUGUUACAUUCGUAAUCUUCUACGUACUCGUGGGUACCUACUUUGCGUUUUACGUUACGUUGCGUUGCGUUGCAUCGCGUUGUAAUGAUAAUGAACAUAAUUUUCUCGUCUUAUUUGUACCUAUUUUUAAAUUUUAAAAACGCAGCGUGAUAUCUUUUAUAAGUAAGCGUAGGUAUAAGCGUAAUUAUUCGUAAUAAGUGACUGAAUAGCUUUAUAUACUGUUCAUUGUUCAUUUUCCCCCUCGACUCGAGUAUUUAUUUGUCCUUUUAUUCGUUGAUUAUGUGUUCGUUUAUUCGUUUGCGUAAGUAUUUGUUUAUUUGCUCGCGUUUGUUCGUUCAUUUGUUUUUCGUUUUGUUUUCUUUUUUUCUGUUUUGUUUUUAUUUCUCGUUUUCUACAUACCUACAUACAACUAUAUUCUAUGUUUGCGUUUAUUCGUUUUUCCCCCUGUUCAUUCAUUCAUUCAUUCAUUCAUUCGUUCGUUCGUUCGUUCGUUCAUUCAUUUAGGUAUUUAUUCAUUCGUUUGUUUAUUUAUUUAUUUAUCUAUUUAUGUAGGUAGGUAAAUAGGUAGGUAGGUAGGUAGGUGGGUGGGUGGGUAGGUAUUUGUUUAUUUGUAUGUACCUACCUAGGUACUUGUAAUUAUUACGUAUUAGGUAGACAGAUACCGAAACUGUUAGUUUAGUUUCCGUUUUUCCACUUAGGUAGGUACCUAGGUAUAUGUACGAGUAACUAGUUUAGUGCGAGUUUUGCCGGCUACGCUACAACCCCAUAAUCGUAUCUGCGCAAUGCACACGCCCACGCCCACGCGCACGUUCCCAAUCUCAAACCCACCUAAUUAUCCGUUCACUUAGUACCUACCUUUUUACUUUAUUUUCAUUUUGUUAGAUGUUUAAUGUUUUCGUCAUCGUCAUUAUUCUCAUUCUCAUUCUCAUCCUCAUCCUCAUCCUCAUCCUCAUCAUCAUCGUUUCGUUAUCGUUGCUGUUAUUAUCAAUGUUGUUUUUAUUGUUGUUGUUGUCAUCGUCGUCAUUAUGAACGAUUGCGCCGUUGUUGUUGUUGCUAGCUAGCUACCUACCUACCUACCUACCUACCUACCUACCUACCUACCUAUAUAACUACCUACUAUAAUAAUAUGAUUAUACUUAGGUACUAAUUAAGUGAUUACAGUUCAAAUUACUUAUCAUUAUUCUCGUCUACCUUCCUAACCUAAAAGAUCUACCUAUUGGUUAACUCAUUUUUGUCGUUGGGGACAUACAUACCUAUUUGUAUACAUCCGUUUUUUUUGUUUUGUUUUUUUUCGCCGUUGUUUGUUCGUGUAUCGUGUAUCGUGUAUCGUUUAUCGUUUUAUUUUACGUUCUUACGUACUAGGUUCACCUAUUUUGUUUUUGUUUUUGUUAUUGUUUUUUUCUGUUUUUUGUUUUUUGGGGGAUUUUUCUUUUUUUGAUUACAAUUUAUUCCCAGAAUAUACUUUCAAUCUUUAACCACUGCCUUUUAUGUGUACGUUUACGUGUUUACGUGUAUAUGUGUUAAGUACCUAUCGCAUAAGUAUCCAAAUACCUAUAGUACCUAUACCUACCUAUACUUAUUAUAUAGGUACCUACGUUAUUUUUUUUUCUUUUUGCCGCGUAAUACGUAGGUAUUUUUCAUCGAAAAAGUCUCGGUUACAUUUUUUUGUCUGGGCACUCAUUUAUUACCUAGGUAUUCUUAAAUAUUUUAAUGGGAUUUCUUAAUGUACGUACGUAGGUACUAAACUUACCUUAUGUAAUCGACAAUCGCCAAUCGUCAAUCGCCAAUCGCCAAUCCAAAUCUACUUAUAAUUUUUCACGAGUAGGUCUACCUAGCCUCCUACCAAGAAAUUCGUUUUCGACAACAGACUACCGAGUACCUAAGUAUACUUAUUAGAUAGGUACAUUUUCUUUGAACGUCGUCUUGUGGAAAAGUGCAAAGUGCUUUUGAGCGGCUGAAAAAUAACGUAUACGCGUAAAGUUUAAUUUUGAAUGUGUGCGAUCAACGACAUUUUCUGCUAUCAUUUCAAACCUAGUCGUUUACUCGUAUUCGUUAUCGAUAUCAUAUAUCCACCACAUCUCUCUUCCUCAUCUUAUGAGGGGCGGAGUGUGCAAUGGCGAAAAAUUACAAAUAGAUAAGUAGGCAGGCAGGCAGGCAGGCAGGCAGGCAGGCAGGCAGGCAGGCAGGCAGGUAGGUAGGUAGGUAGGUAGGUAGGAGGUUGUUUUUAAUUUAGGUAGUAAAAGUAAUCCGUAAAAUUGGGCAACUCGCGAGUCGCGAGUCGCGAGAUUGCUGUUUUGCAAGAGUUUUGACAAUUCGGUACUUAGCUGGUUGGUGGUUUUGAGGUUUUUCUUUUCUCGUGCAGUACGAAACAACGCCGUAGUAGGUACUCGUACUAUACGCGCAUUUACACAUAAGUACAUAAUUAUAAAAUUGCCGCGAUGGUAUCGUGAUCUGCACAUCAAAAAAUCAUUUGCAAUAUCCGAUGUCUAAUGAUCCGUAAUCACCAUUUCUCCUUUCACCCGAACACCUCAACACCCUCAGCCUUGCCUACAUGUACAAGUCUGGCUCCUACACCUGGUAGGUAGUAGGUACAUCUCUAACUACCACCCUAUCGACGAGUUGAAUUUCCAAGUUUUCAACGACGAAUGCUAAACACUACACAGUGGACAGUGGACAGUGGACAGUGGACAGUGGACACAGGACACACCGUCCGCCCUACCUGCCUACCUAGUACCUACCUACUUACUGCCGAGUAUUUUGGUUACGAUUGAUCAUUUGUUACUUACGUAGGUAUUACCUACUACAUACUUACAAGUACAUAUGUAAUUGUAAGGUGAUUCAGUUUUAUGCGAUAGACCUACCUAUGUACCUAAAUUACGAGUACCUAUAUUCUUAAGCGAGUACAUGCUACGCAACGUACCUACUGUAAAGAUUUUCAUACUAUCUUAAUACGUCGUCAAAUUACAAAUAGUCAGUAUUAUUAUACGUUAUUUUUCGAAUUCUUCAAAUUUACCUACUCGUAUUUGUAUAUGUAUUAUACCUAUUUGUCAAGAGUAUUUACUUAUUAAACGAAUCAUGAUUUUUGA